ACUGGAUUGAUAAUCUGUUCCCGAUAUCACUAUUUUAUUCCCCUUUUUGUCCCCUUCAUUGCUUCGGCAAGCAAACCUAAUACCCAGUAGUGUGUUUGUGUGCAAUAGUAGUUCUCUCUUUGCUUCACUUCGCUGCGACUGCACAUUCUGAUAAAACUCCCAGUCUACACACCCUUCUCUUUACCCUACCCAUCCCUCUGCACACCAGUAAUCUCAGCUUUUGAGCACUUGUGUAGUGCUUUCUCUGCCUCUUUUCCCAGUAGCCCACCUUUUCUUUUCUUUUUCUUUUUUUUUCCCCAAAAUAUAUCUUUAUUUUCAGGGGCUUCGUUUCACUAGUAUAAAAACAGGAAUUGUUGCAACCUGUUUCGCCAUGGACGUUGACUUCAACAAGUCUACUCCCGAAGACCAGAUGGAUUUGAUGCUGCUGAUGCAGAUGGACAAGCUCUCUGAACUCACCGGAGGAUUCGCCGAUAUACACGAAUUGCCCAUGAUGGAUUUUAGUGCUAAUCAAGGAAGCAAUAAUAACAAUUCUAGUAGUGGUGCUGUUGAUCAUAAUUCACAUGCUCCUUCAUCCGCGUUCUUGAACCUACCGCCAUCCGUCUCCUUCACCUGUUCUCCUGGACAACUCCCUCAGGAACCUUCAUCAGCGCUGCCUUUCCUGUCCAAUUCAAGCUCGGGAAGGUGGAGAAGCGAGCUGGCGGGGGGAAACGGGUUCGCAACGGAAUCCCAGAAGCGGAAUUCAGUUGCUGCGAUGAGGGAAAUGAUUUUUAGGAUAGCAGCUAUGCAGCCAAUUCACAUUGAUCCUGAAUCCGUGAAGCCACCAAAGCGAAGGAAUGUGAAAAUAUCAAAGGAUCCUCAGAGCGUAGCAGCCCGGCAUCGAAGAGAGAGGAUAAGUGAAAGGAUUAGGAUACUCCAGAGACUUGUCCCCGGCGGGACUAAAAUGGACACUGCUUCAAUGUUGGAUGAAGCAAUUCAUUACGUGAAAUUCUUGAAGAAUCAAGUGCAAUCUCUGGAACGGGCUGCGGCGAAUAGGCCAACGGGGAUUGGAUUCCCAGUUCCAAUGUCAAGCGGGAGUUAUCUACCUAUGGCAACAAAGGGUUAUCAUCAUCAAGCUGCUCAUCAGAAUGUUCAGCACUAUGCAGAUGCUUAACGAAAUUGGUUACUUGUUUAUUAGUAGUUGAGGGCGAAGACUUUGAGAAGGAUGAGAACUAAGUACUAGCAUAAAAAUUUUCAUAUCGUCUUCACUAGAAAGAUGAUAGCUUUUGUUGCUGAUUUGCAGGGUUGUAUAAAGACAGGAGCUAUGCAUAUGGGAAUUGCUUAGACUUGCAUUCGCCAUGCAUGGUUGUACUUGGCAACUAGAUUAAUCAUUAAUAAUCCAAAUGGUAUAUAUACUUAUAUAUUA
Messenger RNA from Coffea arabica (coffee), 1402 nucleotides. RefSeq lists its product as uncharacterized. NCBI's taxonomy places the organism in Eukaryota, Viridiplantae, Streptophyta, Magnoliopsida, Gentianales, Rubiaceae. Gene Ontology annotation, molecular function: protein dimerization activity; DNA-binding transcription factor activity. Gene Ontology annotation, biological process: regulation of DNA-templated transcription. The record is from RefSeq and is a predicted model, not a curated record.